AUGAAGCAGCCUCGCUCAUGGUUCACUCUUCUCACCUCCUCUAACACGGUCUUCGCUCUCGGUAAUGCAACCCGAUCAAAUGUUUUCUUUCUUUCACUCUUUCCCUCUCUCUCACACACAUGUCAUUCGGUGCUGCCAUCCGCGUAGCCCAUUUUGUCAAGCAGAAAUAGUAAAGCAUCUGCAUGUGACACCAGCUCUUAGUAUGAUCUGGCACGAUGUUUGAGGUUUUUCCUGCGCACUGAGUCACUGCAGCCAGAAUUAGUUGGUUUGGAUAAAAAUAUUACCUUAGUUUUGUUGGUCACCUCUCUCUUAUAUGUUUGUUUAAUAGAGGGUUAUUAUAGAUUUUUAAAAUUUGUAGGCAACGAGGAUGGACCGCACAACACGGUAGAGGCUCUAACUGCAAAGGAGGUUCAGCUGACUCUACAAGUGACGCGAAAUCUUGGGCUUGGUCAUCCAAGGGCCCAGUGGAAACGCUCAGUUGGAUUCAUGGAGCAGUCAGCAUUUACAUGUAACUGUCAGCAUUUUUGA
This is a messenger RNA of Spirometra erinaceieuropaei, 528 nucleotides long. Lineage: Eukaryota; Metazoa; Platyhelminthes; Cestoda; Diphyllobothriidea; Diphyllobothriidae. The record is from the annotation of a GenBank genome assembly.